AUGUACUCUCUUCAGACGUCGUUGAUCAUUCUGGGCAUGAUCAUUUCGGGCACGGCUCGCAGUGUGGGUGUCAAGGUUCUAUAUCAAUUAGGAUUUGACCAUCCUCUCUUGGUAGCACUCUUUUAUCUCGCGGGGCAAUCCAUGGCUCUUCUGGUCUACGCAUUUUCCAAGUACUGUCGACGAGGCAGCCAAGGAGAUAAUAAUAACAACACUCCCAAGCGCGAAUAUGCCCGCCUCAGUAUCCAAGAAGAAGACGGAGAUAUUGAAAAGCAAAUACAAGAACAUGAAGAUGACACUUGCUGUUCCAUCACGGUCGAAGAAGAAGACGCAUCUUCUAGCAGCAGUGAGAACGAAGACCAAUCACAACGACAAUCUACCACCAGCAAACGUCCUUCGCUGCAACGCCAAGGCUCCCAAACGGGUCUUACCGCGGAAUCCCACCAGGCCGUUGCAUGGGUCCAUUGCAUUCCGUGGCAACUCAAACCUCUCAUUCCCGGUCUCUUCAAUUUAGCAAAUGCCGCCUUGAAAUGGGCUUCCUUCAUCUACUGCGCCGCCAGCAUUGCCGAAAUGCUCAUGAGUGGACUCGAACUGGUACUCAGUGUCGUUGUGGCACGCAUGGUCCGGAAACGACACAUUCAUCCGUGGCGGUGGGCGGGAGUGGCCAUUGUCGCUGUCGGAUUGUGGCUCGUGCAUGCCGCCGAUGUCAUUUUGGAAAAGGAUCAACAAUCAGCAGGAGUGUCGUCGGCGUCUCCGGAACAGUUGCAACGGGAUCAAACCAUUGGAGCGCUUCUCAUUGUCGGACAGUGCAUCACGGCUGUGGGACAAGACAUGGCCGAAGAAUUGUUCUUGCAAGAAACAGACUUUCCCGCCACACUCUUGUUGGGCAUGGAAGGACUCUUUGGAUUGCUCUUUGGCAUUCCACUCUACUUGCAGUACGCGCCAACGCCGCCCAUGGAGACACUAGUGUCGAUGCAACAAUCUCCUUGGACCAUGGUCUACCUGUUCCUCCUCACGACCGUGUUUACCGUCACUGGGAUUUUCAACAUUAUGACCACCGGAGUCACCAGUUCCAUGACGAGAAACAUGUGGAAGAAUUGUAGAACAUUGCUCGUAUGGGUACUCGGUUUGGUCUUGUUUUAUGCCGUGGGAGAUGAAAAUCUCGGAGAAGAAUGGAUCAUGCCCGAUUCCUUCUUUAUUCUCGGUGGAUUCCUUACCAUGUUGUCGGGAAUCUAUGUCUACUACAAACACAAGUGA
Seminavis robusta is the source of this 1254-nucleotide messenger RNA. The record is from the annotation of a GenBank genome assembly. Lineage: Eukaryota; Bacillariophyta; Bacillariophyceae; Naviculales; Naviculaceae.